UGUAAAUGUGAAAUACAGUUUAACUGUUGAUAACUUGAAUCAUAUCAUUUUGUAUGGUCGGCUAUGGUUGGUGUGCUGAGUUGACAAGACGCCUCUUCUAUGCGAUAGUGCACACGCAUACAUAUUAUCAUUGCGUGCUGACAUGGUCAAAUAUAAUAAAUAAUCUCCAGUAAAUAUUAAGCUUUGCUAUGCACAAGCAGUCGAUUAAUUCACUUCAGUAUAUUGUGAGCGUUUAAGGUUGAACAGUUCUUAGUGUUUAAGUUGUGUGGUUAAAAUGGCUACUUUAUGGACAAUUGUUCAAGUGAUAUUGUUCAUUAUUGCUCACACAAAUGGAUAUUGUAAUGAUACAUACGAGCAACGUAGUGAAUACAAUUUCAAUCGCUACUAUUGCUAUUAUUGCAAUGUUACCCAAAAAAAAAUGGCGAAUGGACUGUUGAAGGAUUAGAUUCAAAUUUGUACGGUGUCAGUUAUAAUAGAAUAAUUAUAAUAUCAAUGCAGAAUCUUAAAUUUAGCGACUUUACAUUGCAAACUGUCAUCACAGAUGACAUAGCUUUUUAUUUUGGUAUCGUUGAGCUGAUUAUUGAGGAUUCGCAAAUUGACAGAAUUGUAAACUUUGCUUUUCCUAAACAAAAAUCAUCUAGAUAUGGUACACGUGAUGUUAAUUAUCGCUUCGUAAGUUUUAAAAACAAUAAUAUAUCAACAAUUGAAGAAAAUGCCUUCAAUAAUUUAGAAAGUGUUACAAAAUUUUCAUUUUCAAAUAAUAUUGUCGGAAAUAAAAUAGGAACUAUUACUUCGCUUAGUAAACUGGUUAGUGUAACGAGUUUAGAUUUAUCAAACAAUAACUUAACAAGCAUUUCAAAUGAGUUGUUUACUGCUAAUAUAAAUAUUCAAUAUUUGAAUUUGUCUAAUAGCCAGAUAAAACACAUUGUUCCCAAUGCAUUUAUAUAUCUUUCGAAAUUAGAAGUUCUCGAUUUGUCAAUGAAUAUGUUAUUAAAUGUACACCAAAACAAUUUACUAAAUUUAAAGGAUAUCAGUUAUAUCUUUCACAAUUUAUCAGCACUACAUACAUUAAUUUUAUUUGGUAAUAAUAUAUCAAAUUUUGAUAAUGCAUUAGGUUAUCUUCCGUCAUUGGAAGAACUCGAUUUAUCACAUCAAAAUUUAAACAGUAUAUCAAACGAAUUGUUUCCAGAAAUCAGUGCUUUAAGGAAAUUGAACAUGUCUAACAAUAUAAUAAGUAAAAUAACUCCAAAUGCAUUUAAGAAUUUGAAAGAGCUGAUGAUUUUAGAUUUGUCAAAUAAUAAAUUAAAUGUAUUGAAUCCAAUAUCAUUACAAGAUUCACAAAAUCCAAAUACACCUAAGUACAUUUUUGAUAAUCUUCAAAAAUUACACACCAUAAUUUUAUUUGUUAAUAAUAUAUCAAAUUUUGAUAAUGCAUUAGGUUAUCUUCCAUCAUUGCACAAACUCGAUUUAACAUAUCAAAAUUUAAGCAGUAUAUCGAACAAAAUGUUUCCGGAAAUCAGUGCAAUAAAAUACCUAAAUAUAUCAAACAAUAAAAUCAAUCAAAUAUAUCCGAAUACAUUUGUAAAUAUGCAAAAUUUAGAACAUUUAGAUUUGUCACACAACCAAAUAAAAAACAUGCACAUUGCAUCUUUGCAUGGGUUACUUGUUUUACAAUCCUUAAAUCUAAGUUAUAAUCAUUAUACGGUUGAUAAAUAUUUAAUAUUUAAUACACCUAAAUUAUCAUUCUUGGAUAUCAGUUACAAUAAUUUAAGUGACAUUGAUGAAACAUUAUUUAAAGGAUCGCAUUUGAGCUCAAUUAAUAUCGAUGGUAUGCAACUGAGUUGUACAAGAUUAGUCGAAAUAGUUAAAUAUUUUAAAACAUUAAAUAUUAAUUGUGUUGCUGGAAAAGAACAAAAUCGUUUACAUCUAUUUGGAAUGCAUUGUAAUCAUUCCGAUGUAAUAGAAUCCACUACAAUGCAAAACAUUAUCGAAUCUACCAACAUACCAAAUUCUGAUAUUCAAUUGUCUAAUAAUAAAAUACUAUCAGAAGUAUUAAACGUACUAAAACAUAUCAAUAAUAAAAAUUUGAAUGCAAAUCUUACUCAAGUAGUUACUCAAGUUCACGAUGUGCAAGAGAAAUCUGACAAAACUACUCAUGUUUUAUUUAUAUUACUUAUUUUACUUAUUUUAAUGCUUUGUCUUAUACUUGUAUUUCUUCCUUAUAUCUGGCGCAAAUUUGAUAGAACAAAUCAGUAUGUACCAACUGAAAAUCUAAUCACUGAUUUUGAAUUAUCUAAUAGAUAAUUUGCUUAUAACUAAACAAAACUAUCAAAUCAAUAUUGUAAUGUAAAAUAUCAUUAAGUUUACAAUUGUAAUAAUUAGUUGUUAGUUAUUGUAUAAGUAUAUCUAUUACUAUGUAUACAUACCCAAAACAAACUGCCAAUGGACAUUUGGUCAUCUUUAAUAUGUCAGAAUACUGCCAUUACCACCGAGGACAUCAAUAUCAAUCAUCAUUAGCGAAUCUUCAAAAGAUUUCACUAAAUGGGAUUGACGGAAAUUCUAGGAGAUUUUCUACAACAACUUUCGCUGUUUGUCAGCUUCCAGACAAUUCAUCUAUAUUUACAUUCAGAAAUAUAUCAAAUCGCUUCGCAACGCGUCGCAUUCCUGGAAUUCUCGGUAUCUCCGAUGUCGUCGCUGGUCCCAUGCCACGACGUUGCUUUGGAGUUGUUAUCAUAAGCACCGCUGCCUGAAGACAAGGUGAAUCAAAGUUGACUUUGGCUUCUUAUUGGGAUAUAUUCGUACAUUACAAAGAGAGUUUCUACAAUGUGCAUACCUGAUUAAUCGGAUUGACUAUUUGAUGACAUUUCGAAAUGAAAUUUUUCUCGCUCUGCCAAAUCAGUUGCGCCCACGCCUGGUGCUCGCCGGCGACGACUUUGAAUCGUUCGACUAACCCGGUGUACUACACAAGUUUCAUGCGAUAUUUGGCGCAAGUUUUAUUUCCAGACGAUUUUAAAUUCAAGUUAUUCUCUUUUAAUGAUUUUGCGAUUAAUUGCGCAAGAGUUUCGGAUUCUUUAAAUACAUCUUUUAAUUUCUUACUUAUUCCUAAAAUGUAAACACUUUAAUAAAUGUAGCCUA
Dalotia coriaria is the source of this 3135-nucleotide messenger RNA. Its product is annotated as chaoptin-like. Bases 493 to 2304 code for a protein of 603 amino acids. The transcript has 3 exons. NCBI's taxonomy places the organism in Eukaryota, Metazoa, Arthropoda, Insecta, Coleoptera, Staphylinidae. Gene Ontology annotation, molecular function: protein binding. The record is from RefSeq and is a predicted model, not a curated record.